Molecule: messenger RNA, 4845 nt
Organism: Ananas comosus (pineapple)
Lineage: Eukaryota; Viridiplantae; Streptophyta; Magnoliopsida; Poales; Bromeliaceae
Product: pentatricopeptide repeat-containing protein At1g15510, chloroplastic
Exons: 3
Coding region: 8-2674 (888 amino acids)
Biological process (GO): RNA modification
Molecular function (GO): RNA binding; protein binding; zinc ion binding
Source: RefSeq, a predicted model, not a curated record
AGUUUAAAUGCUCCACGCUUUUCCCCUCCCAAAACCCCUCUCCACAAAAACACCAUGCACUCUCCCUCCUCCAACAAUGGCGUCAAUUUAUACAAAAAGUGCCCCAAUCCCCUUCUCCCCCAAACCCCCGAAACCCAAAACUCUAAACCCUUUCCCCAACCCCGUUCUCCCACAAAUCUCCCCCAAAAAGUCCUCAACACUCUCUUCUCCUACCCCUAACGCCAUUACCACCACCUCCUCCUCCUCCGACCUCAACCUCCACAUCCGCCGCCUAUGCGUCCAUGGCCAUUUACACCAAGCUAUCCUCCUUCUCGACUCCUCUUCUACGGAGGACCCGCUCGAAGAGACCACCUAUGUCGCCCUCCUCAGGCUCUGCGAAUGGAAGCGGGCGGUCGCCGAGGGCUCGCGCGUGUACUCCCACAUCGAUUCCACGAGUGUCCAUCUCACGCUUCGCCUCGGGAACGCGCUGCUGAGCAUGUUUGUUCGGUUUGGGAAUCUCCUUGUUGCGUGGUCAGUGUUCGGUAAAAUGGUUCAAAGAGACGUCUUUUCCUGGAAUGUGAUGGUGGGUGGGUAUGGAAAGGCCGGGUUUAUGGAGGAGGCGUUAGAUUUGUAUCAAAGGAUGAUAUGGGCCGGCAUUGUACCGGAUGUGUACACGUUCCCUUGCGUUCUGAGGAGUUGCGGAGGUAUUCCCGAUCUUAAUCUGGGCAGGGAGGUCCAUGGCCAUGUAGUUCGAUUCGGGUUUGCGUCGGAAACUGAUGUUCUAAACGCUUUGAUUACCAUGUAUGCAAAGUGCGGUGAUUUGGUGAAUGCACGGAAGGUGUUUGAUGAUAUGCCUAAAAGAGAUUGUAUCUCUUGGAAUGCAAUGAUUGCUGGAUAUUUUGAGAACGAGGAGUCUGUUAAAGGGUUAGCAUUGUUUCUCACCAUGCGAAAUCGUUCUAUUGAACCGGACCUUAUGACAAUGACGAGUGUGAUCUCUGCUUAUGGAUCAUUGAGCGAUUGGAGUUUAGGAAAGGAGAUUCAUGGGUAUGCGAUCAAGAAAGAUUUCAUUGCUGACGUUUCAGUCCAUAACGCAUUGAUUCAGAUGUAUUCCAGUCUUGGGAGACUGAGCGAAGCUGAGAAAAUCUUCUCUAGAAUGGAAUUCAAGGAUGUUGUUUCAUGGACCGCGAUGAUUUCUGGUUAUGAGAAAAAUGGUUCCCCGAGUAAGGCUCUGGAAGUCUAUGAAGUAAUGGAAGCCCAAAACAUGAAACCUGAUGAGGUCACAAUAGCUAGUGUACUUGCGGCCUGUGCCUGCUUGGGUCGUUUAGAUAUCGGCAUCAAGUUACACGAACUUGCAAGAAGUAAAGGGCUUGUUCCGUAUACUAUAGUUGGAAAUACUCUUGUCGAUAUGUAUUCAAAGUCUCGAUGCAUCGAUAAAGCCAUUGAAGUAUUCAAGCACAUGCCUGAGAAAGAUGUGAUAUCUUGGAGUUCAAUAAUCUCUGGCUUUCGCAUAAAUCAUAGGAGUUUUGAAGCUUUGAGCUUCUUUCGCCGCAUGCAAGCCAAUGUAAAACCCAACUCUAUCACAUUCAUUGCUGCCCUUUCCGCGUGCGCUGCAGUUGGAGCAUUGAUGUGCGGAAAGGAGAUUCACGCUCAAGCUCUGAGAAAUGGUUUAGGAUCCGAGGGUUAUCUUGCAAAUGCGCUCUUAGACUUGUAUGCUAAGUGUGGAAGGACAAAAUAUGCUUGGUCUCAGUUCAAUAUACAGGAGAAGAAGGACGUGGUAUCUUGGAAUAUCAUGCUUACAGGCUAUGCCGGGCGCGGACAAGGUGAUCUCGCCGUUCAAUUGUUCGAUUGGAUGGUGGAUGCUGGAGUGAAGCCAGAUGAAGUUACAUUUGUUGCUCUCCUUUGUGCUUGUAGUAGGUGUGGAUUGGUUAGUCAAGGUUGGAACUUUUUUAACAGCAUGAGUAAAAACUACUCCAUAGUCCCGAAUUUAAAGCACUAUGCUUGUAUGGUGGACCUUUUGGGACGUGCAGGGCUUUUGGAGGAAGCCCACAGAUUCAUAAAAGAAAUGCCCAUUGAGCCAGAUGCUGCCAUAUGGGGAGCACUGUUGAAUGGAUGCAGAAUACACCGCAAUAUUGAGCUUGGCGAACUUGCUGCUGAGUUCAUAUUUAAUUUGGAGUCGGAAAAAAUUGGAUACUAUAUACUCUUAUGUAACCUAUAUGCUGAUGGGGGAAGAUGGGAUCAAGUGGCUAGAGUUAGAAAGAUGAUGAGAGAUAAGGAAUUAGAGAUUGAUCCCGGAUGCAGUUGGGUUGAGGUUAAAGGAACCGUUCAUGCAUUUCUUAGUGGUGAUGAAUCUCAUCCACAGAUCAAGGAGAUCAAUGCUGUCUUAGGUGGCCUUUACGGUAGGAUUAAAGCAGCGGGUUAUUUUCUUGAGGAUCAAUCGUCGAAUGACCUUGAAGAAUCAAAGAGCGAUAUAUUUUGUGGCCAUAGUGAGAGAUUAGCUGUUUCUUUUGGACUCAUAAAUAGUGUGCCUGGGACGCCGAUUUGGGUUACCAAGAACUUGUAUAUGUGUCAGAGGUGUCAUAGAAUUUUAAAGUUGAUUUCAAAGGUUGUGCGGCGAGAUAUAACAGUGAGGGACACAGAGCAAUUCCACCAUUUUAAAGAUGGGAAGUGUUCUUGUGGAGAUGAGGGUUAUAGGUAAAAAAUAACUAUGAAGGUAUAUAAGAGUUGCUUGUUUCUUUUUCUGUAGCCUCAUGGAUAUCAGGUAAUGAGCCCUCUAUAAUGAAGAUAAUUUUUGGGUCUACAAAAGAGAGUUACAUCAUGCCAUUGAUAGCAAAUGUGAGCAGCGAGACAGUGCAUUGCUGUAGAUAUGUGGUUUGAGCUAAAGGGUAAAGUUUCAUGGAGUAGCUCAAUGUGAUGGAAUUUUACGAGUACAAAGUGGAAAAUAACUCUAAAUAAGCUAUAUGCUGUAGAGUUUAUAAUGGUAUUGCAAUGAUGGGGAACAUAGAUGGCAUUGUAUCAUCAAUUGUCCUGUGAGAUCUUUCUACAUGGACAAAGGGCUAAUAUCUUCUCUUUGAUCUCAUAAUUCUCCUUUAAAAAUUAUCUAUUUAAAGGGGGAUAUAAUCCAGAUUGAUUGAUGCCUUAAGGAUUCUGCUGUUUUCAGGGAAGGAUUUUCAUAUACUAAAGUUGGAUGAUCAUUUUGCUUUAGCAUCGUCAUGGCAUAUUGUGAGUUAGAGAAAGGCCAUAACCUUCUAUUUUUUGCAUGGCAAAUAAAAAUGCAAAGUCCAUUAACUUCUAUUUUUUUGCAUGGCAAGUAAAAAUGCCGAAACAUCAUUAUUGAAACCUCGAAGAUAAGAGUUGCUUUGAGAUGUUUUGAAUCUUUGGUGGCGUCAUCAAAUAUGCGCUCUCAUUCUUCCCAUGCCUUUAUAUUCUGAGAAGUAAUUCAAUUUACUUCUUGAUUCUUUUCUCUUACUGCCUUCGACUCGUCAGCAUGCUGCAACAAGAUAUCUAGAGCUUUUCCUGCAAGCAGAUUCAUUGGGUUCUGCAUCUUCUUUCAUCCAAUCUUGCAGGAAAAGGAGGACAAGUGGAAAUCCUCACCAUUCAUAGUAAUAAGGACCCGAAAGCUCCCUCAUUGAAUGGCACAACUCCACAGUCCACACCAAGGAACCAUCUAUGAGGCACACUAGUAGACGGAAUCUACUAUACCCGAUGGAAACCACUUGCGGAAGGCAGGUCAUUAAAACCCUACUCUUUUUGGUGGAAGAGUAUUCUAAUGACCAGGGAGGUCUUCAAAUGUGGUAUGUCUUUUACAAUUGGGAACGGUCAAAUGGUUAAUUUUUGGACUGAUAUCUGGUGCGAUCGAGCUCCACUGCGAACUUUAUAUCCAUGUAUCUUUGAUAAGAUCACUUCCAAAAACUCUAGACUGAAGGAGUGUUGGGGGAGAAAUGUGGAAGUGGCAUAAGAUUUUGUCAGGAUUCACCCCUUCGACCCCGACAGACAGCGACCAACUAUCAAAUUUCAAGGAGUUGCUUGUUACAAUUUCUCCAAGUAAUUCACAUGACGAAAUAAGAUGGAGGUGAACACAUUCCGAAACGUUCUCGGUCAACUCAGUAUAUAAAUUCCUUACGGACGGUGGAGUCAGAGUUGACAGUCCCGUACGUCUUUGGAAGAUUAGAUUCCCUCUUAAAGUCAAGAUCUUCGUUUGGCUUGUGCUGAAAAACAAGGUGCUUAUCAGGGAUAACCUUCUCAAAAGGGGCUGGAAUAGAGAUAAAAAUUAUGUUUUAUGUCUAGAUGAGGAGACUGUAGAUCAUCUCUUCUCUGGCUGCGCCUACACAACAGCUUUACUGAAAGAUUUGCUACCUAAUAAACUAAUCUUUAACAAUCGCCAUUCCGCGAAGAAGAUUUGGGAAAAAAGUAGUGCCAAAAAGGGCGCACAGGGGAUAUAGAAAUGUUAACCAUCGUUGCAACGUGGUGAGUAUUAUGGUUGGAGCGCAACAAAAUAAUUUUUCAGCAAUCAAGACGGGUGCUAAGGAGUCUGUUUUUGGAGAUCAGAGUGCUUAGAGACUCGUAGAAUCGUUCAUGUAGUUGAUAUGUGAUAUUUUUGUUUUUCUUUUUGGUUUUCUUUCUCUUUUCUUCUUUUCUUUUCUCUUUUGUCUUUCUUUUGUUUUUCUCGUACCUUGAGUUUGUCUUUUUUUUUUUCCUCUUUUUUUCCUCUCGAGGCUCUGGAUGUCUCAAUCUGUAGCUAGGUUCACUCCCUAGUUGAAUGAAGCGGUAGCAUGCUGCUACCUUUUCUCGAAAAAAAAAGGGUAAGGGCAUGUUUGGAGGGAUGAAAUUAAAAUAUAAUGAAACUCAUGUGCAGCGACGUUAAAUUUA